Molecule: messenger RNA, 1956 nt
Organism: Hyphopichia burtonii NRRL Y-1933
Lineage: Eukaryota; Fungi; Ascomycota; Pichiomycetes; Serinales; Debaryomycetaceae
Product: aspartate--tRNA ligase
Exons: 1
Coding region: 1-1956 (651 amino acids)
Biological process (GO): aspartyl-tRNA aminoacylation
Cellular component (GO): cytoplasm; mitochondrion
Molecular function (GO): ATP binding; aspartate-tRNA ligase activity
Source: RefSeq, a predicted model, not a curated record
AUGUCUCGGGCACAGUUUUUCAGAAAUUUUCUGACGAGAUACUUGCGAGCUCAACUUCCAAAUAAAGAGUCAACGUUGGCCAAGUUCCAUUUUCCAGUUGCAACCCAUACAAUCAAAACGAUAAAAACGGAUGAAACCAUAACGUUGAAUGGGCAUCUUAACAGAAAACCAAGAGUGAGGAGCUCGAGGAGCUUCGCUGAGUUGAGAGAUGCAAAUGGCGACACUAUUCAAUUAUUGUUGGACCCAGAACAUACCCCAUUGGAAUUUCUUGAGCUAGUCAAGUCUAGUGGUGCCGAAGACUCAGUCAGUGUCAGUGGGUUUGUUAAACAGAAGCACCAAAGAGAUAACGAUAUUGAACAAGAAUUGGUUGUUAAAAACUUCCAGAUUCUUAAUAAUAGUAAUUUAGAUGCUGCAAGACUUGAUAAAUUGAAGCAUUCUAACCCCAAUGAUUUACCUCCUCAAUUUAGAUACUUACAGUUAAGAACAAAGUUUUUUCAAAACUCUUUGAAAACAAGAAGCAAAGUUGCCAACUUGAUUCGUAACAUUUUGAUCAAUAAUCAUGAUUUUGACGAGAUUGAAACUCCGCUCUUGUUCAAGUCUACUCCAGAGGGUGCAAGAGAAUUCUUAGUCCCCACAAGAUCACCAAACUUAUUUUAUGCUUUACCGCAGUCACCACAGCAAUAUAAACAAAUCUUGAUGAGUUCAGGCUUCACGAAAUAUUUCCAAAUUGCAAAAUGUUUUAGAGAUGAAGACUUGAGAGCUGAUAGACAGCCGGAAUUUACUCAAGUCGAUAUGGAAUUAAGUUAUAUAAACUCAAGUGAUCAAGUUGGUAUCGUAGUUGAAGACAUUAUACAUAAUGUUUGGAACAAGAUUGGAAAAAUGCCAACUUACAGAGUCAAUGACAAUAAUAUGCUUGAGAAAGUUACCGAAUUUGACUCGUUGCAAUUCACAAAGCUCAAGUACCGUGACGCUUUGGCUAAAUAUGGUAUCGAUAAACCCGAUUUGAGGUCUAGCUUGGAAUUGGUUAAUUUGUCCAAAUUCUUCACGUCUAAGAAUCCAGAUUUUCCGAUAGUAGAAGCUUGUGUCCUUAAGAAUGUUGAAGGUAAAAUUCCAAAAUGCCUAACUGAUUCAAAUAACUAUUCUAGACGUAAACCAAUCGUUAUAUCCAUAAAUGACCCAAAUACUUGGUAUAAAAAGUUUGUUGAGAAACAUGUGAUCAACCUAGCACCGGAGUUCGAUGAAUCUGCUUUGAGAGCUGAACUUGACUUAGAAUCUGGUGAUGUCUUAGCUUUUAGUAAUAGAGCCGAGUUACCUUAUGAAAAUCCAACACCUUUGGGUAGAUUUAGACAACUAGCAAUGAAUGAGUUUCCCAACAAAUGGAAUAGAAAACUUGUCGAUGAUGCGGAAAAUGUAACGACUGAUUAUGAUUCUUCUCGAGUAUUUGUUGGUUCUUGGGUUGUCGAUUUCCCACUAUUCAAUCCCAUUGAAACCAGUGAAGCUGGUGAUGAUUUCCCAAGCUAUGAUUUCAAUAGAUUUGAAUCGACUCAUCAUCCUUUCACCAUGGCCAAAUUGGAAGACUUUGAUUACUUAUCCACUGAUCCUUUAACAGUAAGAGGUGAACAUUAUGAUUUGGUGAUCAAUGGUGUUGAAGUCGGAGGAGGAUCAAGAAGAAUUCAUGAUGCAGAAUUACAAAAAUACAUUUUUGAAGAAAUUUUACAAAUUACAAAUUAUAAUGAUUUAUUUGGCCAUUUAUUGCAUGCGUUGAGCAUGGGAUGUCCUCCUCAUGCCGGUAUAGCUUUAGGAUUCGAUAGAUUAUGUGCUAUGUUAAUUGGUAGCCCAAGUAUCAGGGAUGUGAUUGCAUUUCCUAAAAAUCAAUCUGGAGUUGAUCCGGUAGUCGAAAGUCCAACCGGUGUACCUGAGAAAACUUUAAAAGAAUACUACAUUCAAAACUUGUAA